Messenger RNA from Penicillium maclennaniae, 732 nucleotides. RefSeq names its product fungal specific transcription factor domain-containing protein. The transcript is spliced from 3 exons. Bases 1 to 732 code for a protein of 243 amino acids. Gene Ontology annotation, cellular component: nucleus. Gene Ontology annotation, molecular function: RNA polymerase II cis-regulatory region sequence-specific DNA binding; DNA-binding transcription factor activity, RNA polymerase II-specific. Lineage: Eukaryota; Fungi; Ascomycota; Eurotiomycetes; Eurotiales; Aspergillaceae. Gene Ontology annotation, biological process: positive regulation of transcription from RNA polymerase II promoter by galactose. The record is from RefSeq and is a predicted model, not a curated record.
AUGAACGUCCACGAUACGGACUUCACGCAAGGAGCAAAGUCAUUGCCGCAGUCGGCUGAUGAAACGACAGUCUACACUCACUUACGAACCCAAGCGACUUUCCACAUGACUACAAGUCAACUCUACUCCAAGAUCAUUUCGUCACCCUUCCCACCUGCAUCAGAGCUCAUUGAUUUAGAUGAUCGGUUGAUCGGAGGCUGGCUGAAUUCUAUGCCUUCAUUCUUUCAAGAAAACGUCAGUCAAGAACCUAGAUUCCGGCUCUGUCACUCCAUUUUGCAUUGGAGAUAUCGAAACUUCCGCAUAUUCAUGUAUCGGCCCUUCCUUCUCGGUCAGCUCAUGGCACGACCCGGGCAGCGCCCUACUCUGGAUAACCCUGUCAGGGUUGCUGUUCAGCGAUGUCUGGAAUCAAGUCAUGACACUGUGGAGCUAAUUUCUCAAUUUUGGGCACGUGAGCCGCGGACUCUGAUGGCCUGCUGGUAUGGCCUGUACUUCUUGUCACAAGCAGUUCUUAAUCCAGUCCUUUGUCUUCGAAAUUAUCCUCAGCAAUUUCGUGCGAUUGAAUGGGUUGGACAAAUCCAAGAAGCCAUGAGGAUCCUCGAGUCCAUGGCAUCCAUUAAUUGCGGGACCCUUCCAACUGAUGAGUCUCCACAAAUGCAGCUGGUACAGCUCUAUCCCUUGAUGUGGCCAACUCUGGACAUGGCGCAGCUCGGUGGGACGGACUCGGUCUUGUAA